GGAAUGUAAGUAAACGCAGCUCGGUCGAAGCGAGACAACGUGAGCCGACGUUAUUGCUUUGUUCCAGAUGUCACGUGUCUCCGAGAUAACCUCACAACCCAUACAAUCCGAUGCAGUGAUUCAAGUUUCAAAAGCCUUUUCGUCCACAGCACUCUUUAUUCCAAAUGCCUUUCCCAGCAAAACUUCCGAACUACUUAUUUUGUCCACAUGCAGACAACCCGCCCCAAGCGUAUAUUUCGUUCGCAGUGCAUACUGCCAAGCCGGCCCUCCUCACUUGGGCACGUUAGCGGCUUUAUUACAUGCUUACCUGGGCAUACUUUAACUCUGUCGCCCCUCAUGUAGUCUUUCCACAGUGUUCCGAGUUUUCGGCAAUCCUUUUCUCAUCACCUGAAAGACUACAACCCCACACAAUUCUGCUGAUUUCGUCACGCUGCAGAUAACAUGGACACGACGCUGUCUCACUUUGUCAACUCAUUCCGAGGGACGCAGGGGGCUGCUGUGGCAGUGGCUCUAUCAGUUGGCCUUAUCUUGCUCACGAUAUUGCAAUAUGCAACCAGGCCGCAGAAGUCAGUUCCGGCAAACCUGCCUCUCAAGGUCGAAGCCUUAUACUUCUAUCCUGUCAAAGGGCUGAGGGGCUGUGAGCUAAAGCACGGCAAGAUUGGCCCCCUUGGUUUCGAGUACGACAGGACCUUCUGCCUGCAAAAGGUCCAUCGCGAUCCUGAUACCAACGAGGUCAAACGUCUCGAGUCUAUGUUUAGCGGGUUCCACCUCCGGAUGGUGCUGUUCUCAACGCGUCUCGAGGAUUCCCCGGACGGCAAAGGUCGGGACGUUGUCGUCACCUGGACGGGUCCCGAAGAGGCCAAAGGACGCGAAAAGCAGAUCCGAUUUCCACUCCGGCCGCAGUUGGACACUCUGGAAAAGAACCGUGUUGACAUGUAUGGUGCCAUUACCGACGCGUACGACAUGGGAGCCGGCUUCUCGGCCUGGUUUAGCAGCUAUCUGGGCUUCGAAGCCCGUCUGGUUCAUCUCGGGCAGAAUUCCCGCCCCGUUCUGGGCUCAGGCGCGCCACACAGCGAUCAAGCCUUUCGUAAGAGCUUGCCGCCGGCGGCAUAUAGCGUACGCCGCUACCUCGUCCCGUCAUUUCUCAAGCAGAAGUCCGAGAGAAUCAGCUUUGCAGAUAUGGCUCAGUAUCUGGUGGUUACGGCCGAGUCCAACGCAGAAGUCGGCAGGCGGCUCCGGGAGACGGACCCGUCGGCCGGGGGUGUGCAGAUGGACGUCACCAAAUUCCGGCCAAACAUCGUGGUGUCUGGAAGUCCCGCACCUUUCGACGAGGAGUAUUGGGCCGAGCUGCGCUUUGCAGGUGGGGCACAGAUUGCGCUGACCGGAAACUGUCUGAGGUGCCAGUCCAUCACUGUCGACUACGAGACGGGCAAGCCAGCCGCUGAUGUGAGGGGCCAGGCAUGGAAGAAACUGAGCAAGGACCGAAGAGUUGACAAGGGUUGUACCUUUAUGCCAGUAUUCGGAAGGUACGGAUACAGUCCUGUGUCGAAUAUCGGGGGGGAAAUACACGUCGGCGACGAGGCCCUGCUGACACGCAGGAACCGAGAUCGAACGGUCUUUGAUUGGCCGUUGUCCAAGGCUGUGGCCACCAUGUACGAACGAAGUUCAAAAUAGGG
Diaporthe batatas is the source of this 1676-nucleotide messenger RNA. RefSeq lists its product as uncharacterized. Lineage: Eukaryota; Fungi; Ascomycota; Sordariomycetes; Diaporthales; Diaporthaceae. Gene Ontology annotation, molecular function: pyridoxal phosphate binding; molybdenum ion binding; catalytic activity. The record is from RefSeq and is a predicted model, not a curated record. The transcript is spliced from 4 exons. The coding region runs from base 442 to 1674 and encodes 410 amino acids.